Messenger RNA from Temnothorax curvispinosus, 1544 nucleotides. RefSeq lists its product as uncharacterized. Bases 75 to 1241 code for a protein of 388 amino acids. Gene Ontology annotation, biological process: regulation of transcription by RNA polymerase II. Lineage: Eukaryota; Metazoa; Arthropoda; Insecta; Hymenoptera; Formicidae. Gene Ontology annotation, molecular function: DNA binding. The transcript has 7 exons. The record is from RefSeq and is a predicted model, not a curated record. Gene Ontology annotation, cellular component: transcription regulator complex; nucleus.
GACGUGUGUGUGUGUUUGUGGACAAUCGCCGAGAGUAACAUUUGUGACCAGACGGAUUGGACGAAUAUAAAGAAAUGGAUGAAAUUCGGCACAAAUGUGGAUACUGUGGGUGGUUGUUUAGGUUUACCACAAACUUCACCGAUCACGAAUGCUUCAAAAAUUACAUCGAAGAUGUAGACCGCAUCAACAUUGACGAAAACUAUGUCGUAACAAUAGUCGAAAACAAUCCAACGGUUGUUGGCAAAGAAAAUUUAAACGAGCUGUUGAUCGAAGCAGUUAGAAGCAAGCGUGGGCUUUACGACUUCCGUCAUGUACCUGCUUCAGAGAGAACUACAUUGCGUAAAAAUGCAUUAUGGAUGGAAGUUUCAAAUAUACUACGAGGAUCCCUCAGUCCAGAAGAAGCUAAGGCUCGAUGGAAAUAUUUACGAGAUAAUUACAUAAAAGCCCGCAAGAAGGUUCGAGCGUACAUACCCAGCGGAUCGGCAGCUACUGUUGCUAAUACCAAUUUUAAGUCAAGGUUUCAAUAUUACGAGCUUAUGAGAUUCCUUGACGAUUCAUUGCAGACACGGCCGACAGUGAGUUCUUUGACAGAUGCCAAUGAAAGUGAAGUAGUAACUUCACUUGACACACAAAACGAGCAACACGAGAGUGAUGCCAUAGCUGGGUCUUCGACACUUCAAGAAACUUCAAAAUUUCAACUUCGACACUUCAAAAUUUCAACUUCAGCUAUCAACAAGUCUCCACAAACUCAUGCAUCCCCCUAUGUUCCUUCACGAACGCCGACUUCUACAAAUACUUCUCCACGUUCGCUCGAUUCCAUCGACGUCCUUUCACAAACCCCGACACCAACGAAAGACUUUCCAUUGACAUCAACUACAAACAGAGUGCCUACACGACCACGAACCACAAGAUCGAAACAAUCAGUACAAAUCGUCGACUCCAUCGAUGUUUAUGAGCCGCCUGUUGCAAAAAAAAAAAAAAAUGAUGCUGCCUUGCAAGAAGCUUUGAUAGAAGCCAUAAGAAGCGGAAAUGAGCCAGCAACACAACCGAUUGAUCCGCUGGACGGAUUUCUUAUCCGCUUGGGAGAAGGGAUGCGAAAACUGCCAUAUCGAAACAGAGCCAAACUAGAAAUACAGUUUUUGACAUUGCUAGGUGAAAUGGAAGAUCGUUGCUUUAAUCAAGAUUCCGACGAUCGAGAUCAACGUAACUGUUCAAAAGGCAUGUUUGAAAAUGUUCGAUAGGUCGCUUAUUCCAUAUCAUCAUCGAACCAACACCUUUAAAUGUGUUUUUUUUUUAAACAAAGAUUUUGUGCCAAAAAAUCCGUGCAAUGUAUAACCGUAAGAUAGCCCUUAGUCGUAUAAUUUUUUUUGUACCUACGCGUACGUUGAUUAAAACAAUUUUUUUUGUUAAUAUACUCAUGAAAUUUAAUUUUAUCGUCAAAGAGAGUGAAAAACUGAUAAAACAUUCAAUACGAUAAGAUUUUAGUAUUACGUAAUCGUGCAAAACUUUAGUUAUGUUUUUAGUUUCAUAUAUUUUGGCGUAAU